Molecule: messenger RNA, 2400 nt
Organism: Penicillium riverlandense
Lineage: Eukaryota; Fungi; Ascomycota; Eurotiomycetes; Eurotiales; Aspergillaceae
Exons: 3
Biological process (GO): regulation of DNA-templated transcription; DNA-templated transcription
Molecular function (GO): DNA-binding transcription factor activity, RNA polymerase II-specific; zinc ion binding; DNA binding
Source: RefSeq, a predicted model, not a curated record
GGCCAGAGAAAGGCAGCAUCCGAAAUGACAGGCCAAGUCAAGCGCCCAGCGUCCCCCGCCACCUCGUCAGCGAACAAAUGCCGUCGUCAGAUCAGACGAGCGGGCAUCGCAUGCCGCAACUGUCGUGGACGGAAGGUCAGAUGCGAUGUGGAACACGGCAGCCCAUGCACCAAUUGCCGCCUAGACAAAGCGGAUUGUAUCAUCGCAGAUAGGAGGAGAAGGUUCGUCAAAUUUAGGCCGUUUGAAAAACAGUAUAGGUUUCCAAGUCGACAAUUAUCUUACCCCCAAAAUGAUUCUGCUGAGGCCAUGCGCAACGCGUCACAUGCUAGUGGCUGCGGUCGCGGAGAGAGCGUGGCCUCGGUGAACUCUCCCAACUUGACGCCCGCCGCGCAAUCCAACGCCUCGACUGAUCGAGAAGUAGGGAACUACGCAACCCAUCCGGCCGAGAAAGCUGGUUGGUUUCUGGAACAGGCCACUUCCGAAGUCCGGAAGCUACUUGGUUCCCGAAUUGUGCCAACUGAACCGUCCGUGACCUCCGAGUACCUUCCGAGUCCUCAACAGACCCAAAACUCCCGAAGCAAAAGCUCCGACUUGCCAUGCUACAUCAAGUCGCCUUCUGCGCAUCUAGAGGAAAGUGACAUGCAGUAUCUGGCUAUAAAAGGGGCGUUGGAAAUUCCCGAACCUCCAGUGCGUGAUCGGCUUUUGGAAAGCUACGCUGUCUACGUCCACAGUUUCUCGCCCAUUGUGAAUCUAGAUGAAAUAUUGCAAAUAAUUCACGGCAUUUAUCGAAGGAAAAGGGUAAGCCUUCCAUUGUUUCAAGCAAUCAUGUUUUCUGGAGCGGCAUCGGUCGACAUGGAGGUUCUAUCAUCGGCUGGUUUCUCAUCUCGCAUAUGUGCUCGACGGGCGUUGUUUCAACGCGUGAAGUUGCUUUAUGAGAUGGACUUUGAGACUGAUUGUCGGAUCUCCAUAAUUCAAUCCUUGCUACUGAUGACAUUCUGUCGCGAGACCGAUGGAGCGCAGAAAGAUUCGUGGUACUGGAUGGGCGCUUGCCUCACACAUGCGAUGUCUAUUGGGUUACAUCGUGACUGUUCUGCAUCAAGGCACCUGCCUCGUGAUUGGAGAUUCCGAAGGCGGCUAUGGUGGAGCAUCUAUGUGCGAGACAGAUUGAUGGCCCUGGAGUUGAAUUGCCCGACUCGUAUCCGGGACGACGAAUGUGACAUUUCUCCUUUAACUCUUGUGGAUUUUGAGAUCGACGCUGAGCCAUCGGAAGCCUCAAAGUUCCAUGAGAAACCCAGAGCUCUUCAUGACAGGGGUAGCCGUCGGACCACGGCGGUGAUUUGCAUUGAAAUAACCAAGCUUUGCGGCCUCAUUAGUGGCAUCCUUUCGACACUGACGUACAAUUGUGCGCAAGGAACACACCCAGCUGAGCAGAUCAUGCCAGAUGAGAGUUCUGCAAAAGAGUCUCAGGUCCAAUUUUACGACAAUGAGUUGCGUGACUGGCUAAAUACGGUUCCUGCAGAUGCCCAGUACUCUUCAUUCCCCUCUACACGUGUUUCAGACGCAAGCCGAAACCUGCAUCUUCAUUCUGGAUUUUUAAAGGUUAUUUAUCUCUUUCUUAUCCUUACAUUGCAUGACCCACGAGCCUUCCAAAACGAAAUCUGGAUGCCAAACUCAGACUUUUGUUCCACACCAAAACGACAAGUUUCCUUCGCGGCAAAGGAGAUCACGGGCAUCAUGUGGUCCUUAUAUAAUGCAUCACUGACUCGUUAUCUGCCUACCUCCGGGCUUGCAAUUCUUUACCACGUCGCCAGGACCCACUUCCUCGGUAUGAGAUCAGAUAAUCCUCGGGUUCGAAUGGAAAGCCUACGUCAGUUCCGACAAUGCGUUCAUGUUCUACAAAGCUUGAGGGAAACACACGCCCCGGCCGAACCUGCCCUUCUGUCGCUGCAGCAAUGUACACGCAAAGAGGACAUUGACUUAAUGGUCAACACAGCAGAAGCACAUGGAGUCGAUGCAUCGACAACAGGUACCCUCGUCCAGUCCCCAGUUUCAAUGACUGAGUCGGUACAAACACUGUAUUCGAGUCAAGCUGGUGAUCCGCUUGACUCUGCUCUUCCUGGAUCCAAAACCGAUUUUUCUGAGCCCCAACCUUUUUCCGAGUUCCCGGAUCUUCCAGUUAUGAGAAACGAAUCAUUACUGGACCACUGUUUCCCUAACCAACUUUGGACGGCAGAAUACGACGAAAUGCUCCAGGGGUGUUGCAAGGACAAUAAAGUAUCGAUGUUAGCAACCAGUAGAUCAUCAAUUCAUAGCGAGAAGGACACAAGAAUGUUUGAAGCAGAGGGGGACGUUUUCGUGGGCGAUUACCUUGAAUUGGAUGAUACAUUGAUUAUCUACUGA